Messenger RNA from Lampris incognitus (smalleye Pacific opah), 2169 nucleotides. It is a transcript of the gene vrtn, whose product is annotated as vertebrae development associated. The transcript is spliced from 3 exons. The record is from RefSeq and is a predicted model, not a curated record. Gene Ontology annotation, biological process: regulation of transcription by RNA polymerase II. The coding region runs from base 115 to 2169 and encodes 684 amino acids. Gene Ontology annotation, cellular component: chromatin. NCBI's taxonomy places the organism in Eukaryota, Metazoa, Chordata, Actinopteri, Lampriformes, Lampridae.
CGCGGCCCCGCGACAUGGAGUAACCUCUCGAAGGAAUUAAAACACCUUUUUUUUAAAGCUUCAUUUCGUAACGACGCCCUCUGGGAAAGCCGAGUCAAGUCCUGACGUUCAGAUAUGAUUCAGAGGAAUGAGGUGGUUCUCUCAGUUCUGGGUGAGCUCCAGGAAGCCACCGAGACCUCUGGUCUGGAUGCCCUUUGCAGAGUGGCCUUGGAAGUGGACCAGGCCCUUACUCCAUUUAAACUCCCUAGUACCCCCUGCCGGGAUUUCCCAGAAUGGACAGACAUUGACGAUGUAGCCCAUAGCCUGUACCCACCAGAUGCCCCCGCAGAUCUUCUACCACUCACCUGUAUAGGAGAGGGCAGUAGGUUGUUUGACGCAGCUAGCAUGCUAUUAGUGGGCACCAUUAGCCUUAGCUUGGAGCUACAGGUAAGGACAGUAGUGGAGAUGCUGCUCUGGAAGAGUUACUAUCUGUGCGGGAUGAUUGACUCAAAAAUGAUGCUGCAGGCAGCUCGCUUUAGCCUCUGUGCUGAGGAGUCUGAGGAUAUGGUCAAUUUGCCUACAACAGUCCUUGAGGCCAUUUUUGAUGCUGAUGUCAAGGCUUCCUGCUUUCCUGGCUCUUAUGUCAACAUGUGGCAUGUGUAUGCGCUGUCAUCAGUUCUGCAGUGUAACAUUUACUCUAUCUACCCAAUGUUCAACCUCAAGAUUCGACCCUAUUUCAAUCGAAUCAUACGCCCUCGAACCGGGCCCACAGAAUCCGACUCAGCGACCCUCCACAUCAUGUGGUCUGGCGAGCUACAGGCUGGCUCAGUAUUUAGGCCUAGUAAUUUUGUAGCAUUAGUCCCAGUGGGUGACCUCAAGUUUGGAAGCCCCAGUAGUAAGGAGAUGGUCCCGCCCCUGAAGAUAAUGGAGCUACUGAGCCAAGAUUUACAGGUGUCUUACUCCAGUCUUAAGGACAAGUACAACAUCACCAAGAGGACCUUCUACCGUUGGAGGAGGCAGACCCGGGAACAUUGCAAAAAGUCAGCAGCCAGGUAUGAGGCCAAGCACUUUCUGCAAGCCUGCUACUUGGAUGGCAAGCUAAUCCCUCUGCACCAGUUCAAGGAGUUCUUCCCUGAGAUUUCCAGGUCAACCUACUAUAACUGGAAGCAUGAACUCUUGAACUCUGGAGGUAACUUCUCCACCACAUCGUCCACUGGUGAGGUGAGUCCUGGUGAAAGCACAGAGCAGGAGACCUGGUCUUCCCCCGAGACAAAGCAGGAUGAACCAGAACACCAUGAGAGCGUGGCUAGUAUGUUUGGCCUCAACCUAGGCAAGCUGGAGGGAGAGCGGGCCCAAAAUGUAACCCAUAUGCAGGAAGCCAAGCGGUGUCUUCAAAAUUGCAUUGCAAUGAACACCUCUUACCCCUUCAGAAUCUUCAAAAGAAAUUUCCCAGGAAUUUCUAGAUCAACUUACUACAAUUGGAGGAGAGAGGCCAUGCUUUUCAACCGAAGAUAUAAAGUGGCUCCUGGUAGCAGUGAAGAUAGUUCUGAUGCUGACAAGAGCCAGAGUCCAAAGAGUUUGUUGUCCUCAGCCCCACCUAAUGCCAACCAACCUGUUGUUCCCAGAGUGAAGCUUUGUAGGCGAAGCCACAGAAGUUUCAGGCUUGCAUACAUGAGUAAGAAGCAGCUCAGAGAUGCUGCAAAGAUCCAUGUUCAGAGGUCAAAAUGCUCUUUUACAAAAUUCAAGCUCAAGUUUCCAUCCAUGUCCUCUUCUUUCUAUUGGCUGUGGCGCAACAGUCACAAUCGAAACAGGAAGUUGAUGACCCCCCACAGUGUAAUGGUGCAUGAUCCCGAGAAUCUGGAUACAACCACCGGAAAAUUUGAAAAUGAGAUGACAGAGAGAAGGAUGAAUGGUCAUGAGGUUCUCUCAUUUGAAGAGAGUCCUCAAGGUCUCACGGUCCCCUACAACCUUCCCAGCAAGGCACCUAUAGAUGAGCAAAUGUUUGUGAUGGAUGUUGUGGCUCUGGCCAACUUUAAGGCCAAAGCCAAGUUAUUCCUGCAGCAACGCUUUGAGGAAAAAUCUUUCCCCACGUUCAAAGAGUUCAGGUCUCACUUCCCCUUCACUCCACGCUCAACCUACUACAUGUGGAAACGAGCUCUACAUCAUGGAGUCUCUCUGGUUCAUGGGUAA